Messenger RNA from Mycetomoellerius zeteki, 889 nucleotides. RefSeq lists its product as uncharacterized. The record is from RefSeq and is a predicted model, not a curated record. The transcript has 3 exons. NCBI's taxonomy places the organism in Eukaryota, Metazoa, Arthropoda, Insecta, Hymenoptera, Formicidae. Bases 285 to 650 code for a protein of 121 amino acids.
UCACGUCCGCAGUAACUUCAUUUUGUCCAGUAAUCAUUUUGAACAGACUUGCUGGCAGACCCGAAUAAUUAGGGUGCGGCCCCAUGUAAUGCGAAACUACGGAAAUGCGGAAUGUUCGUGAUUGGUUAGUGGCUUCGUUCCGUCGAAUCCGCCGCUUUCUUUCCGCAAAAUUAGUUUUUUGGCGGAUUCCGCCAUUUCGUCGAUGCGUAAUUAUUCACUGUUUACUGUGUCAUUGCUAGAAAGCACCUCUAGGCGAUUAAAACCAAAAAAGAUAUUUUAUCGACAUGUUGAAGGUUCAAGAGAAAAUCGUUCGAAAAUGUGGUUAUUGUGGAUAUUAUCUCCCACAAUCCUAUGAUUUAAUGAAACACUCAUGUUUUUAUCCGUUUGACGAUGAAAUAAAUGCAUUUAACGUAGAUGAAAAUUCCAUAGUUACUGUCGUGGUGAGAGAAGAGUACGAUAAUAAUUUGUCCGAACCUGGGACUAACACAUGUCAGCUGACAAAUAAUGAAGAUGACGUGCAGCAGGAAGUUAACAUAGACGAAUUACUUAUUACUUGUGUGGCUCGCAAGCUAGCAUUAUUCGAUCAUAGAAUACCUGCAAACGAAAGAAGUAAUUUAAAAAAAAAAGGCGUUGUGGCAGGAAGUAUGUAACCUAAUGGGAGAUUAGUCUAAAAUUUGUAUCCAAGAAAGAUUGCAGAAGCAAAUGAUAAUUAAAAUGUGUCAGGAUAGGCUGUAGAGCUAAGCAAGAUCGUGCUGUUGAAUUAUAUGAUAUUUUAUGUUCAGUGUUCCAUUAUUACAAUUUCGGCAAAUUUUUUGACCUUUAAUGAGGUCAUCUUUAAUGCUUAUCCCGAUAACAUUAAACUAAACAAAAUAUAAAUAAAUCGUUGUGU